This is a messenger RNA of Trichoderma asperellum CBS 433.97, 1398 nucleotides long. RefSeq lists its product as uncharacterized. Gene Ontology annotation, molecular function: epoxide hydrolase activity. NCBI's taxonomy places the organism in Eukaryota, Fungi, Ascomycota, Sordariomycetes, Hypocreales, Hypocreaceae. Gene Ontology annotation, biological process: epoxide metabolic process. The record is from RefSeq and is a predicted model, not a curated record.
AUGUCUCAGCCUACUCAAUCCGCCGAGCCAGCAACUCCCGCGGCCGAUGGAGAGAUCAAAGAAUACAAGAUUCAUGCCUCAAGCAAAUACCUUGAUCUGACGAGGCAGAAGCUCGAGCUAGCUCGGCUUCCUCGCGAGGUUCCCGACGCGAAUUCCAAAGCGUGGUGGAAUCCGAAACCCACGUUGGAGCCGCUCAUUGACUUUUGGCUUGAACACUUCGCCUGGAGGGAUCAUGAGAGUGAAAUCAAUGAAUCGGUUCCCCAGUUCAGAAUCAGCAUCCAAACAUCAGCCACAGAAGCUCCGACGAGGAUGCACUUCAUCCAUGCACGGUCGCGCCAUCCUAACCCUGUGCCUCUGCUCUUGAUACCGCCAUUUCCUUUCACCAACUUGUCCUUUCGCCAUAUCACCGAUAUCUUUGCCAAUCCUAAUGACCCAGACACCGACCAGCCCUUUCACUUUGUCAUGCCGUCCCUUCCUGGACUGGGCUUCAGCGAUUCUCUGCCCAGCAGCGUGCAUACAGUUUCUAAAACGGCUGAGAUGCUUGAUACCCUCAUGAAACAACUGGGAUAUAAAUACUACAUCGCGACUAAUUCGGGAUCGUCCAUCACUCCUAAAGGCAGUAUUGACUGGAAAAUCAUCAACCAUUUAGCUGCUAAUUACCCAGAGUCUUGCCUAGGCGUUCAUUUAGUAUCGCCUCCCUGGAAAGCACCAGAGGCGCGGAAGAACCCCGUCGAAUGGCUAAAACUGACGCUGGCAAAGUCUUUGAAGGCUGGGAUUCUAGGCUACACAAAAGAAGACAUAACGGCACUUCGGACAAGUGAUAGAGAAAAGGCAAAGAACAAGUCUGCCACCGACAUGACUAUCAUUGGGGCGUUUGGCGCGUAUGACCCAAACACGCUAGCUUAUGCUCUUUGUGAUUCUCCAACCGGGCUGCUAGUUUUCUUCUUGACUCUAAUUAGGACAUUGGGGUCAGAGAAGGAGUUUACUUCGACGGAGCUCGUCACGAUAACCAAGUUAACGUGGCUCCCGGGUCCGGAGGGAGCAUUGCGAUUAUGGGCGGAGAACUAUCUUUUGGCGAAGGAAGAGACGGGGCUGAAACCAUCACCUAGAACGAAGGCUGCCAUCACGGUAUUCUUAGCCGAUGACGGGACCAGCCAGAAUGGUUCCAACGCAGCGCAGAAGACCGAUUCGCCUUCACCAUUCUCCUACGUAAGUCCCAACUGGGGCAAGCAGCAUUACGAUGUAGUUUGGACUGGUCGAGUGCAGGGGAAGCAGGGGUUAUUGGCAUGGGAGCGGCCACAGGUUAUUGCAGACGGCACAAGGAAUCUUGCCAAAGCACUGCUUGCUGUGGACAAGAGGCUCUAUGAGACGGAGCGCCACAGGAGAAGGACGGCUUAA